AUGUGUAGCUUGUUGCGACAGCAUAAAUGGAAUCAAUUGGUGCAAACCUAUCGAAUCUCUUCUUCACGUCCCGUUACAUUAUCAUUCGAGAAAUUUGGCGUUGAAAUAGAGGUUAAAUGCCAAAUAUCACCAGUUGUCAUUUUACAUGGAUUAUUUGGACAGAAAGGGAAUUGGAAAUCGAUUGCAAAUAAUCUGCAUCAUCGUUUAAGAACUGUUAUAUUUACAUUGGACCUGCGGAAUCAUGGCAGUUCCCCAUGGCGUCCUACGAUGUCUUACGCUGAGAUGGCAAAUGACGUUCGCUAUUUUAUUGAUGAAAUAGUACCGCAGCAAAUAGGAGAAUUCUCAAAAGUUCAUCUUCUCGGCCAUUCAAUGGGUGGCAAAACUGCUAUGUUUGUUGCUUCGAUGAAGGAUAGCGAUACACGACUGAAAUCACUUAUUGUAGAAGAUAUAGCUCCAAAGGCAUACAAUUCUGCGACAUCUUUCUCAAGAAUUAUCGAAGCUAUGAAAUCUAUCGAUUUGACGUGUGAUCGUGAUGAAAUUGAGCAAAAAUUAGCAGAAACAGUUACCAAUAAAACGACACGGCUAUUUCUGUUGACAAAUUUGGUACCGACAGAUCAGCACACGUACAAAUGGCGAAUAAAUUUAGAUUCCAUUGGAUGUUAUAUUGGAGAAAUUUGUGGUAGUUGUGGUAUAGAGAAUAAAGGAUUAUAUAAUGGAAGAUGCUUGUUUGUUUCAGGCGGUGCUUCAGAAUAUGUCGUGCCUAACGAUUACCCCCUAAUUCUGAAGCAUUUCCCAAAUACACAAUUUUCUGUAAUUUCUGAUGCGGCACAUUGGGCUCACGCUGAAAAACCCAAUGAAUUUACGGAUAUUGUCACCAAGUUUAUUCUUUCUGUUGAAAGACUUGAAGCAGAAGGUUGA
Acanthocheilonema viteae is the source of this 918-nucleotide messenger RNA. The record is from the annotation of a GenBank genome assembly. NCBI's taxonomy places the organism in Eukaryota, Metazoa, Nematoda, Chromadorea, Rhabditida, Onchocercidae.